Molecule: messenger RNA, 1835 nt
Organism: Lingula anatina
Lineage: Eukaryota; Metazoa; Brachiopoda; Lingulata; Lingulida; Lingulidae
Biological process (GO): photoreceptor cell maintenance; chaperone-mediated protein complex assembly
Molecular function (GO): ATP binding
Source: RefSeq, a predicted model, not a curated record
CUUGUCUGACUUCAUUUACAAAAGAGCAGAAGAAGCUUGUCUGACUUCGCCCUGGAAACAUAUCUAUCUAGAAGAGAGCUUACACAUCGACUUCAAUGCUGUUCAUCGUUAAAGUUAAACUGCCACUGCCGCUGUCGCAAACCAACAAAAAUGUCUGGCGCUGGCUGCGUGGUGGGUGGACGAGAGAUGUCAUCCCUCAGCGUGGCAUGUUACAUUGGUUCUAAAAUUGAAUCCUUGCUUGGAAAUAGCAUCAGCGUAAAGUGCAUGGUUGAGGAUGAGAGAAGUGUUUUUGCUAGCUGUGCUGCUGAAAUUUUGGAAAACUUAGAAGUAAAUCACCCUGCAUAUCACAUCAUCAAUGAUGCCUGCCAGAACCACCACAAGACAUAUGGUUGUUGCUGUAAGACCCUGCUAGUUAUGAUAAAACUAUGGGCUGAGUCAGCACAGGAGCUGCUGGAACAGGGUGUUCCCAUCCAAGCUAUAGUCUCAGGAUUUCAGGAAGGCCUAGAAGCCUGUAUCAGUAGUCUGCAGCCAGUGUGUAUCAAUGUCAGUCAUUCUCACCCUCUGGAAAUAGACACCAUGAUAGCCAACACAGUGGAUAAUCCUGCAGGACAGAAACAGUGUGUUUCAGCAAGUAUCAAAGAUAAAGCAGCAUGGGAGAAAGAUGGACAUUUGUGUAGUCUGAAAGAAUGUAAUGCAGUGAAAAGAGAAGGGAUUUCUGUUUGUUCCCAGGAAAACGUCUUGGUAGAAAAAGCUGAGCUCCCAGAAAAAUGUGAGCAUGUGAAUGGUUUAACAAACUGUGGAAUAUUGUCUGGUAAUAGUGCUGAGAAUAACACAGGAACAAACCAAAGUGGUCAGUCAGCAAAUACGCUGAUAGUUGAUGACCAUUUUACAUGCAAAGUUGACAGAGAGGAUGGCCAUUUGACCAACAAAGUGGACAGGGGUACAGUGGACCAAGAUGACCCCAAUGACAUCAGCUGGUAUUUUGCUGAUGGUCAAGUACCUGCACCCCCUUCAAUUGACCAGGAGACCCUGGACUUACUGGACAGGUCAUCAAGACUACUGACCUCCAUGGUACUGCCUGGUCAGAAUAUUGAAAAUGGCCGAAAUAGACUGGAGAACUGUUCAGUGUUUGAGAAUCCUGUUCCUACAAACUUUGAUGCCUUUGACCAUUUUGCCUCAUCUGAUGUAAAUGUUUAUUCUCAUUGUCAGAGUAAGCCUGUUGAGGUUCCUGGUGAUGUUAAUUACUCAUCAUAUGAAGGUCAUGUGGCUGACACUGAAUGUCAAGGUCAUUUAACGGACAGUGAUGAUGAAUUUGACAGUUGUUUUGAUGAAAUCCAAUACAAGACAAAAACGGAACCUUUAUUGAAUGGGAGGACUGGAAAGACCCAUUUUGAAGAAAAGAAAAUCCAUUUGAAAAACAAGACAAGUGUGUUAGAUAAGAGAGAGAUGAAUGAAACAAUAUGCCCCAGUCCCAUUGCAGACAGCACAACAAACCAGACAAAAACCUGUGUGGAUGUGUUAGGUGAGACAGUUCUGGGUGAGACAGUGUGUUCUAGAUCCAUUGUGGAUAGCUUAGCAUUACAGUCAAAUAGUGAAACAAACACUGUGACAAGGCAAUCUCAAAGAAAGCUUAGUGAUAUCAACUCAGGGAUAACUUUUGAAUCAGGUCCUAAACAGGUGAAGACACUGAAUGCAGUGAAAAUACGAAACAGACACAUGACAAGGCAGACGUAAGGGAUUUAUUUGAUGCUAAAAUUAAAGAAAAAUUAUCCUUUAAACCAAAACAUGUCUUCAACAGUAGCAGGCAUUAUAAGACUUCAGAAACUGCAGCAGAA